AUGUCAAUAGACGAUGCCCCGGCAGACGAAGGUGAUGGAGCGCCACGAAAUAGCUACAACUUUGCACCCGGAUAUAAUGGCAUUGUCUAUCGUGCAGACACGCCUGAUUGGGGGUCUGGGCCUCAGCCCAGCCAUCAAGCAACAAACGCCAUGAAUCCUCCAGCGUCGAGCGCUACCAAUUCGGAGACUGUCAAGUACAAGCUUCAAUCCAUGAAAUGGGGGUUGGUUCCUUUCUGGACCAAGCGAAACCCGGAGUAUGCCAAAGUUCUCAAGACCAUCAACUGCAGGGAUGACUCCCUGAGCACAUCUGGAGGCAUGUGGUCAUCCAUGAAAGCCCGAAAGCGAUGCAUCAUCGUCGCCCAAGGGUUCUUUGAGUGGCUUAAGAUCGGCCCUAAGGAAAAGAUGCCCUAUUUCACGAAGAGAGAAGAUGGCCAUCUCAUGUGCUUUGCCGGGCUCUGGGAUUGCGUGCAGUACGAAGGCUCAGAGGACAAGAAUUACACCUACACCAUUAUCACAACGGAUUCCAACACACAGUUAAAAUUUCUCCACGACCGUAUGCCGGUUGUUUUGAAGCCGGGAUCUGAAGCUAUAAGCGCGUGGCUGGAUCCAUCUCGCCAAGAAUGGUCUCGUGAACUCCAAUCCUUGCUCAAGCCGUUUGAUGGAAGACUCACCAUCUACCCCGUCACCAAGGAGGUUGGGAAAGUGGGCAAUAACUCACCAUCCUUCAUAAUCCCAUUGGACAGCAAGGAUAACAAGUCCAAUAUCGCAAAUCUAUUUGCCAACGCCUCCAAAAAGACUGACACAUCUCGCAAGGAGCUCAGGAACACCUCAGAACCAAACGAUUCCAGAAUGUCGCUUCCAGUUCUCGCUGAUUCCUGUAGUAAAAUGGUUCCAGAGGCACCCACCGACAAUGUAUCGCCUGGUAAAAAGCGAAAGCUAUCAACUGUAUCAAAUAAUAACGACAAGUUAAGUGAUGCUCCUGGUUGUAAGGCUUCUCGCAAGAUAAGUCCAACACAGGUAAGGAGCAUAAAUAGAGUGAAGGAGAAAGAGAGUCAAAAGAUUACUAAAUUCUUUAAAAGUAGUAACUAG
This is a messenger RNA of Ilyonectria robusta, 1089 nucleotides long. RefSeq lists its product as uncharacterized. The coding region runs from base 1 to 1089 and encodes 362 amino acids. Gene Ontology annotation, molecular function: single-stranded DNA binding. The transcript is spliced from 2 exons. Gene Ontology annotation, biological process: DNA damage response. The record is from RefSeq and is a predicted model, not a curated record. NCBI's taxonomy places the organism in Eukaryota, Fungi, Ascomycota, Sordariomycetes, Hypocreales, Nectriaceae.